UAAAUAUAGAUAUUUUUUCAUACUUUUUGUCGUAACAAAAAAACGUAAUUAAAUAACAGUCCUAUACAAAUUAUUCCUAGUAUCUUAGUAGAAAUAGCGUUUAAAAAAAUAAAAAUCAAACAUCAAAAAUCAAAUGAAAUUUUACAAAUUAAACUAACUAGUAAUAAUAGUUUCAAAUUAUUAAACCCCCAACAUUCCCUUCUCAACAAGAAAAAAGACCCUUAACAUUUCCUUGAUGACACACUUGUCAUUUUAAUAAUGCCUAUGCCAUGUCACACUUCUUUUUCCUCUAUAAAGGAGUGGAUUUGCACAAAUGUCACCACCACAGAAGUUCAUCAACCUUCUCCCCUAAAAAAAAACUUCACUUGAGUUCCAUCUUAAGUGCGGAAAAAAGAAGAAGAAAAUAAAUAUGUCACUAAAAAUAGUAGCUGAGAAAUCACCAAUAAAGAAAAGUGUGGAGGUAGUGGUGAUUAGAGAGUAUGAUGAGAAGAAAGACAAAGAAGAAGUGGAAGAAUUAGAGAGACAAUGUGAGUUUGGGCAACAACAAGGCAAUCCUUCACUCAUCACUCAUCUAUUGGGUGAUCCUCUUGGAAGAAUACGCCAUUUUUCCACUCGUAUUAUGAUGGUUGCAGAAUUUGGAGGAGAAAUUGUUGGGGUGAUAAGAGGAGGUAUAAAAGACGUUACAAGGGGAAAAAAGGCUGCUGAUCUUCCAGUUUAUGUCAAGCUAGCUUAUAUUCUAGGCUUACGAGUAUCUCCCAUGCACAGGCAAAAAGGUAUUGCUACAAAGUUGGUUAAGAAGUUGGAGGAAUGGUGUAAAGAAAAAGAGGUAGACUAUGUUUACAUGAUGACUGAUUGUGCCAAUGAAGCUUCAAUCAACUUAUUCAACUACAAACUUAAUUACACAAAAUUUUGCACCCCAACCGUAUUGGUACAACCAGUACAUGCUCAUCGAAAACCUAUAAGUUCUGGCACAGCCAUUGUUCGAGUACCACCACUAGUAGCUGAGUCGAUCUAUGGAAGAAUCUUCACCAAUUCAGAGUGUUUCCCAAAGGACAUAGGAUCAAUAUUAUCAAGCAAGCUUCACUUGGGAACCUUUGUAGGGGUACCUAAGAAGUACCUACAAAAAUGGGAUCCUUUAAAGGGACUUCCACCUUGCUUUGCUAUAAUGAGUGUUUGGAACACUAAGGAAAUCUACCAAUUACAACUAAAAGGUGUGUCUAAGCUAACAAAGGCUUGUUGUUUAGGAAGUAGGGUUUUAGAUGCUCAUAUGCCUUGGCUCAAGGUGCCUUCAAUACCAAACAUGUUUAAACCCUUUGGAUUCUAUUUCUUGUAUGGCCUUCACUUGGAAGGGAAAGGUUCUUUAGGUUUGAUGAAGAGUCUAUGCAACUUUGCACACAAUAUGGCUAGGGAUGACGUGGCAUGUGCGGCUGUCGUUGCUGAGGUGGCACAGUGGGACCCAGUUUCUGAGGCUAUCCCACAUUGGAAGAGAUUUUCAUGGAGUGAAGAUUUGUGGUGUAUGAAGAAACUUCAAAAGAAACAAGGCAUCGAUGAUUCUCAACCGUUGGAUUGGAGUACUUCAUCGUCAUCAUCAAUGCUCUUCGUUGAUCCACGAGAUUUUUGAUCUCUCCCAAAACAAACCAACCAAAAAAAGUUGAAAAAAAUUUCUUCUUUUGGCAGUAAAAUAGUAAAUCCCCCCAACCAACCACGAGAUUUCGUGUCUAUUUAUGAUAUGUUGUUGGCCAACAAGAUGUGCAUGUAAAUAGUGUUUAUGUUGUGCAAUUGGCAUUCCAAGGUGUGCAUGUAAAUAGUGCAUCUAAGAACACCAAAGAAAAUUAGAUUUAGGAGUGAGAGACUUAUAAAAGUUCUCUUUUUCUUCUUUACCACAAUUAUUCUCUUACUGGUAUGAUGAGUAAAGAAUGUAACGUCUCGCAUAAAUCUAUCUAUCUAUCUAUAUAAGUAUAUAAUGUGUUGACUAAAAGAAAGUCGGAAUAAAACAUUUAUAAGCAGAUUUAAUUACACUUGAAGGGAAGAUAAGGAAGAAAAGAGAGAGAUUUCUACAUUUCGUAACGUGUGUCCGGAAAUCAAAUAUGAUAAUUCGACCCGAAGCAUGAAAUUGAUGAAAUGAGACCAUUUGGUGCUCAUCCACGACAGCUGCAUAACACUGUUGAUAGAGAUCAAGUUCUCCAGUCAGAAGAA
Molecule: messenger RNA, 2196 nt
Organism: Beta vulgaris subsp. vulgaris (sugar beet)
Lineage: Eukaryota; Viridiplantae; Streptophyta; Magnoliopsida; Caryophyllales; Amaranthaceae
Product: probable N-acetyltransferase HLS1
Exons: 3
Coding region: 410-1621 (403 amino acids)
Molecular function (GO): acyltransferase activity, transferring groups other than amino-acyl groups
Source: RefSeq, a predicted model, not a curated record